AUGGCAGGAGAACAGAAACCAUCCUGCAAUCUUCUAGAGCAGUUUAUUUUACUAGCCAAAGGUACAAGUGGCUCAGCUCUGACUGCUCUUAUAAAUCAAGUGCUGGAGGCUCCUGGGGUUUAUGUCUUCGGAGAGCUAUUGGAAUUAACAAAUGUGCAAGAGCUUGCUGAAGGAUCUAAUGCUGCUUAUUUCCAGUUGCUGAACCUGUUUGCGUACGGAACGUACCCAGACUAUGUAGCAAACAAAGAUAAGCUGCCUGAAUUAACAGUGACUCAGAAGAACAAACUGAAACACUUGACGAUUGUAAGCCUGGCUUCCAGAAUGAAGUGCAUUCCCUAUUCUGUGUUGCUGAAGGACCUGGAUAUGAGGAAUCUGAGGGAGCUGGAAGAUCUGAUUAUAGAAGCGGUUUAUACAGAUAUUAUCCAAGGGAAGUUGGAUCAACGAAACCAGGUGUUAGAGGUGGAUUUUUGUAUCGGCAGAGACAUUCAGAAGAAGGACAUCAGUAACAUUGUCAAAACACUCCAGGAAUGGUGCGAUGGUUGUGAAGCGGUUCUUUUAGGAAUUGAGCAGCAAGUACUUCGAGCCAACCAGUACAAAGAGAACCAUCACCGAACUCAGCAGCAGGUAGAGAUGGAGGUCACAAACAUAAAGAAAACAUUAAAAGCUACAGCCUCGUCGUCGGCACAGGAGAUGGAACAGCAGCUGGUAGAGCGAGAGUGCCCUCCACACACAGAACAAAGGCAGCCCACAAAGAAGAUGUCCAAAGUCAAAGGGCUGGUCUCUAGCCGUCACUAGAACAUACCAUCCAAAUGUCAUUCAGCUAGGAAUGACAACAGGAGGAGCAAAAAAGAGCCUGCGUCUCCUUUUUCAGUGGGUUCUGGGCCAGUUCCCUUCCAGACUGGCAAAUAAAAGCCCUGUUUGAAUACAGCUCCCAGUUAGCAGCACCUGGCUAAGUUAUGCUUUGCAGCCCCUAUUAAUUUUCAGGCUGUCCCUGUCCUGGUCCUGUAAAGAGAGA
This is a messenger RNA of Tauraco erythrolophus (red-crested turaco), 1015 nucleotides long. The record is from RefSeq and is a predicted model, not a curated record. Lineage: Eukaryota; Metazoa; Chordata; Aves; Musophagiformes; Musophagidae.